This is a messenger RNA of Anastrepha ludens (Mexican fruit fly), 2114 nucleotides long. Its product is annotated as NEDD8 ultimate buster 1-like. The coding region runs from base 178 to 2007 and encodes 609 amino acids. Gene Ontology annotation, biological process: regulation of ubiquitin-dependent protein catabolic process. NCBI's taxonomy places the organism in Eukaryota, Metazoa, Arthropoda, Insecta, Diptera, Tephritidae. Gene Ontology annotation, molecular function: protein binding. The record is from RefSeq and is a predicted model, not a curated record. The transcript is spliced from 8 exons.
AAUUCGCGUUGCAAGAAUCUAGAAGGACAAACAAACAAAAGAAAAACAAACUCGGUGAAACUAAGAGAAAAUUGGGAAAUAAAAAUAAUCGAAUUGUCAUCUUAUUGACGGAGGCCUACAUGAAACGCCAUUGCAGACAUUUAAUUUUUUCAAUUAGUUCUCAAAAUUUGCUACAUCAUGUCACAUAUAGACAAUAUAAUCAUCCAGGUUAGAGCUCGACUACAACAAUUGGGUAUCAAGUUGUGGGAAGAGCCUUUCUAUUAUUCAGAUAUUGGUGGGAUAGAAUCUGAAAUUGAUCGCCUUGCUCAAGAUUUUAGCACAAACUUAAGUUUAAGCAUGUCGAACUGUAAACUAGCUUUAAUGGAGCUGCAGGAUGGUGCUUUACGGAAAUUGGCUGCACGGAAGGAAUUCAGUGAGACUGGCCUCGCCACUUUCAGCGUGAGGCGUAUUAGUAAUCAAGGAGGUACACAAAAUGUAUUAGAAGUAAAAUGCCCACUGAAUGCCCUAGGAAAAGAAUUGCAAAAGAAUAUUGCGGAAAAGCUACAGCUAACCGACUCAAAUUGUGUAAAAUGUAUAUCUUCCGGGAAAAUAAUUGAUCCAGAGAGAACUCUCGAAGCGCAAGGAAUUAAAAAUAAUCAACAGCUAAUGGUUAUAAUUAGUGAGGCAGAUCGUAAUGAAUCAAAUUCCAAGGAAGCAAUGUACGAUCGUAUACGCAACAUUAAAAUGGAUGUUGAGGCAAUAGUAGACUCAGAAAAACAAUUAUUUGAGAUGGAAGAUCAAGAUGGCAAUCCUGUGUUUCUACCCCCAAAUGAAAACCGCGCUCUGUUGAUAGCCAUGGGCUUCUGUGAGAAGGCGCGGGCGGCUAUGAAAAAAGAGCAUUAUGACGAAGCUUUGAUUUUGCUUCUUGAAGCUGAUGAAAAGUUUUCCACCUGUAACUCACAAUUUUUGGAAUCGAUAGACAACUAUGCAUUAAUAAAUCUGGACAUUGUUUGGUGUUAUUUAUGUCUCAAAAAUGUAACUCAGUUACCCGAUGCUCAGCGUCGUUUAGAGAUUUGUGAGCGAAACUUCCGUCGCAGUUAUGGCGAAAAUAUGAAUCGACUGAUAGCACUCAAAGGGAAUGCUUGCCCGGAACGUGCACUUCUAAUGCGUCUACACUUAUUGCAAGGCGUGGUAUUCUUCCAUCAAAACAGACGUGAUGAGGCAUACGAACGGUUAGAGUUGGCCGCAGGCGAGUUACGCGAAUUGAAAGUGGACGAUGCCACUGUAGAGGCACUUGUUGAGAUGGGUUAUGAACCGUUUGAGGCUCGUUUAGGCUUGCGGGCUUGUAGAGGUAAUUUGGAACAAGCUGUAAACUUUAUACACGAACAAAGAGAAAAGAAGCGCGAAGCACGAAGCCGUUCACACAAAGAGCGCAAACUAAAUUCGAAGUUGUCACGUACAAACAACGACAAAGAUUGGGUUAAUCCACGCAGCGCGUGCACGCUUAUCGAGAUGGGGUUUUCCCAUGAUCUUGUCGUGGCGGCGCUUAAACAUUCGAAGAAUGAUCUACAGCGAGCGUUGGAUUUGCUGCAAACGAAUAGUGAUGAGUUGCUGCAAAGUUUGCCAAAAAAGGAAAAUGCUGAUUCUGAUAUUUUGGAACAGUUAAAAGAGCUUGGCUUUAAUGAGGAAAUAGUACGCGUGGCGCUUGAGACUACACAAAAUGAUCCGGGGAAAGCACUCGAUUUUCUAGUUAAAAUAUUCGGCAACGAGGAGGAUUUACUAAAGCAAAUAAGUCGUAUUGCCGAAGCUACUAAAGAAAUUGUCGGCGAUGACACACCAUCUACUUCUAGCGGAUUGAGUUCGCUCGCAUCUACAGCUAUGGACAAAGUGAAGAAUGAAAUAGAAUCACUGAGAGCAUAUGAACGCUUCAAUGAGGAUCUCACAUCGAAUGGACAGGACUACCUCGAUCUACCCCUUCUACAGGAGGAACAAAUCUUGGCUGAAUAUAAACGCUUUUUAGAGCAAUGAUUAAUACCCUUAUAUUUACCAGCCAUUCUAUGGUAUACAUUUAUUUGCAAAAAGGUGAAUUGUACAUUUUACUUUAAGUACAAUAAAAUAAACAUGACAUGCUUUAA